Larimichthys crocea (large yellow croaker) is the source of this 3787-nucleotide messenger RNA. It is a transcript of the gene dcaf6, whose product is annotated as ddb1 and cul4 associated factor 6. Gene Ontology annotation, molecular function: protein binding. Gene Ontology annotation, cellular component: Cul4-RING E3 ubiquitin ligase complex; cytoplasm. The record is from RefSeq and is a predicted model, not a curated record. Bases 374 to 3346 code for a protein of 990 amino acids. The transcript is spliced from 21 exons. NCBI's taxonomy places the organism in Eukaryota, Metazoa, Chordata, Actinopteri, Sciaenidae. Gene Ontology annotation, biological process: positive regulation of transcription by RNA polymerase II.
CACACACACACUUAUAUAUAUACACACACACACACACACACAGCUGUCCGCUUGUCUUGGCUACGAAGAAAUAAACCAGGCUCGGUUAUAUCGAGGGGGGCAGAUAGUUCGCAGCAGGGGCAGAGAGCAGAGGGAUUCAGUCCGGGUCACAGCUGCAGGAGGGCGGCGGACACAGAGACAAGGAGCCGCUCAGACUUCCAGCGAUGCAGCCGCUGAGUGUCGCAGAUAGCUAACGGGUAGCGACGUCCCGACACACGGGGGACUGACAUCGAUGGCAACGCUAAACACACAAAAACACUAAAAAAAAAAAGAGGCGACGUCGACGAGAAAAAAGCGGGUCAGCUUCAAUGUUAUUGUUAAUUAAAAGCCACAUAUGCUCACAAUGCCCUACUCUGGAAACCUGGUUUGGGAUGUAAACAAACGUUUGAUUGGAUACAACGAGCCCAACACCAUCAGGACCAACUACCUGGGUAGAAGAGAAUUUGUCCAGAGGCUGAAACUUGAAGGGACACUGAAUGUACACGAUGGCUGUGUCAACACUAUAUCCUGGAACGACACAGGUGAAUAUAUCCUGUCGGGCUCAGACGAUACCUUUUUGGUCAUCAGCAACCCAUACAACAAAAAGGUCAAGAAGUCCAUACGUUCAGGUCACCGGGCAAACAUCUUCAGUGCAAAGUUCAUGCCUCACACGAACGGUCAGGAGAUCAUCUCCUGCUCCGGAGACGGCAUCAUCUACUACACCCACACCGAGAAGAGCCCCGAGUACAACAGACAGUGUCAGUUCACCUGCCACUAUGGGACAGCGUAUGAGAUUAUGACGGUACCAAAUGACCCCUACACGUUUCUGUCAUGCGGGGAGGACGGCACGGUGCGAUGGUUUGACCUCCGCAUGAAGACGAGCUGCACUAAAGAAGACUGCAAAGAUGACAUCCUGAUAAACUGUCGACGGGCAGCGACCUCCAUAUCCAUUUCCCCCCUGGUGCCGUACUACCUGGCCGUGGGCUGCUCUGACAGCUCGGUGCGCAUCUACGACAGACGCAUGCUCGGCACCAGAGCGACGGGUAACUACAUGGGCCGGGGGACGACGGGCAUGUGCGUGAGGUUCGUCCCCGCUCACCUGUCCAACAAGUCGUGUCGCGUAACUUCCCUCUGCUACAGCGAGGACGGACAGGAGGUGCUCGUCAGCUACUCCUCCGACUACAUCUACCUGUUUGAUCCCAAAGAUGACCAGGCCAGAGAGCUGAAGGGUCCGUCUGAGGAGAGGAGGGAGGAGCUGAGGCAGCCCCCAGUGAAGCGCCUCCGUCUGCGAGGUGACUGGUCUGACACUGGACCUCGAGCUCGCCCCGAGAGCGAGAGGGAGAGAGACGGAGAGCAGAGCCCGAACGUGUCUCUGAUGCAGAGGAUGUCGGACAUGCUGUCCCGCUGGUUUGAGGAGGCCAGCGAAGCUCAGACCAGCAGAGGGACUCGACCACAGUCGCGACCCAGAGGGACAGCUGUCCGUCCAGAGUCCAGUCCUCCGGCUGCCCCUGCAGGAGCCUCGGCUCAGGAGUCCAGCGUUCCCGAGAGGCCCGUAGGGACAGACGCCACCCCAGAGGUACCGGCUGGUCCCGUUGCUGCCGCCGCCGCCAUGCCUAAAUCCACUUCCUCCUCCUCCUCCUCCUCAGGGUCAUCAUCGACAGUCACAGCACCUCCUCCCUCGAGCUCCUCAUCCGUGGAGAGUUCGGCCCCUUCCUCCUCCUCCCCUCCCACCUCAUCGCCCGACUCGGAGCAGAGGAGUCAAGCGGACUCGACCGGGACGCCGACGCCGACUCCCACGCCGACCUCAGAACCUGCACUCUCAGAGUACGGUCCUCAUCGGCUGCCCAUAAGUUUAGUGUGUAGGCGUUUGCAGAGGUUACUUCGGCUGGCCGACCCACCAGGACGGGGUCCGCGAGCAGCCCCUUCUCCUUCUUCUUCUUCUCCUCCUUCCUCCUCUUCCUCUGCAGCCUCUGAGAGACAGUCACAAAGAGCUGCUGCUGCUGCUACCUCUGCUGCAGCCGCUGAGACGCAACCCCGUACAGAUUCGCCCUCGUCUGUGGUAAACAAACAGCUGGGAUCCAUGACUCUUGAUGAACAGCAGGGAGCGACAGAAGCUGCAGCUUCACCUCCUGAUCAGCCUGUCUCUGUACCAGCCAGCAGCAGCAGCGCUCCCACCUCCUCCACCUCCAACUCCACCUCUACGACAGUCACCAAUCGGCCCAGCACAGCAGAGCCGGUCCUCAGCUUACACUACAGCUCGGAGGGAACCACCACCAGCACCAUCAAGCUGGACUUCACUGACGAGUGGAGCAGUAGCACAUCCAGCUCUAUGGGCAGCGGAGGUCCCAAAGCGUCCGAGGCUGCAGCCGUGCAGAGCAGAGAGAGUCUAUUGAUGCAGAGUUCAGUGUCGGAGCAAGCUCCCUCCGGGUCCUCGGGGCAGCAGAGCACCGCCACCGCCUCCACAGAGCCGCCGUGUGACGCCUCCUGCUCCGGUGCCCUCGGCAGCUCGUCAGCUCAGGCCCCGGCGGAGGGCUCCUCCGAGGGAGGCGCCAUGGCUUCUGCACCGCCGGCAGAAGGUACGGAGGACACGUCGGGAGGCUGCAGGAGAGCCGAGCCCACAGCGGAGGAAGGAGAGGAGGGCCAGAGUCAGCCUGCGCGGGGAAACCAGGACUCCGACGACAGCGACGACGAUCCCAUUCUCAUCCCGUCGACGAGGUUCAGAGGACAGGGACAGAGAUUUAAUUCCAGAGGAUCUGCAGUAGGAGAUAGGAUGAUCAGACGCUCGGCCGCCGCUCGGAUCCAGGAGCUGUUCCGCAGGAGGAAAGAGAGGAGGGAGAUGGAGGAGAGCGAGACCCAAAAUAUCAGGAGACCGUCGGUGAAGAUGGUCUACAAAGGCCACCGCAACUCCAGGACAAUGAUAAAGGAGUCUUGUUUUUGGGGCAACAACUUUGUGAUGAGCGGCUCAGACUGCGGUCACAUCUUCAUCUGGGACAGACACACCGCCGAGCACCUCAUGCUGCUCGAAGCCGACAACCACGUGGUCAACUGCCUGCAGCCGCACCCCUACGACCCCAUCCUGGCCUCUUCAGGGAUAGACUACGAUAUCAAGAUCUGGUCGCCGCUAGAAGAGUCGCCGUCUUUUAACAGAGUUCUCGCGAAUGAGGUAAUAACUCGGAACGAGCUGAUGCUCGAGGAAACGAGGAACACAAUCACAGUCCCGGCCUCUUUCAUGCUCCGAAUGUUGGCCUCCCUUAAUCACAUCAGAUCAGAUCGACUAGAAGGCGAUCGCUCCGAAGGUUCAGGCCAGGAGAACGACGACGAGCAGUAGCCCGGCCCGUUGGCAUAUUAUUUUAAAGAAAACACUAUUUGUUUUUUUGCUGUAUAGCACUUGAAAACCUGAGAUUUGUACAAGUAUAGUGUAGAAUACUUCCUUUUGAAAAUUAGUGUAAUUUUUAGGCCCCCCUGUGUUUUUUUUAAGACGACUUUCUUACUGAUGUUUCUGUAUGAGGAUAAACUACAUCUGUGUGAAUGCAAAGGGCAAAGACGUCAGUAUAUACACAUAUAUAUCUAUAUAUAUAUAUAUGUCAAGUGUGAGAAUAAUGGCGGCUGGCGUGCAAGGAUGUUAAGUGCAAUAUUAUUUUGUUAGGAGAAAAUGAGCUUUGAACAGUGUUAACGUGUGACUUUUUGAAUUUGUAGCACAAAGCUAAGAAAUGUUGAUGUGCUGCUGCGGCAGUUCCGCAUGUAAACAUGGACACUAAGUAAAACAUAA